CGUCACCGUCGGAGUAAAUGACUGGCGUGGCGUCACUUGGCGGCAGGAAAAACCAGUUUGGAAACAUUCUUUCCCUUCUUCAACUUCGAUCUUUUUGUUUUUUUCGUUAGUCAUCUCUUCAAGGACAAUGGACUCAUCGGAUGUGUUCUCGUACCCUGAGGAGCCCGACUUUUCGGCGAACUUUUCGGACCUCAACUCGCGUUUGCGUCCGCGUUUUACUUCAACCGAGCGGCUCUACUGCUCCCUUAACAGAAUCCGCUCCAAACCCCGAGCUCCCAUACUGACGCCGCGUCGGCCCGCUUCGUUGUCGGACCCGGAAGAUGACGGCCCGAACACCACGGAUGGACCCGGGGCAGCCGACAGGUGCAUUCUGACCGCCCUGAGCCUGACGGAGGUACGCGAGGAUGCCGACUCUGGUCCGAUGCCAUCAGGGGACAACGCGGCCCCGCGGGAGGAGCGCUCCGAGUCGCCCAACUCAGAGGGGCGCAAUUCCCCGUUCCAGAGGAGCUACACGACACUGCCCGACCUUAUCAACGGGGGGAGACCUCUUGGCAGGCGCAGGACGCUCGGACACGUCAAUGACACGUUAAAGGAAGUCCGUCGUGAGGUGGAGCUGUCUCGUCGACGCAGCAUCAAGCUAAAGGCCCAAGUGGACAAACUGCAGCAGAGCCGACACGGGUCCGGAUGGAGUCAGGACCGAGAGCGGGUGACGGAAGAGAUCCUGUCCAUCUUGAGGUUGAUGCAGACGAUGCCCGCGCAGCAGGGAGGCCCCCCACCGGAGCUGCCGCCUCCUGGGGAAAAGUGCCUGGAUGCUGCCCUAUCCCAGCUGCAGGACAUCACCCGCAAAAUGGCCGUCAGUGGCAUCGCCCAAAAGGAGGCCAAGUCGCUGGGAAGACGCGCUUCAGAGGAUGGCGCCCUGCUGCAACAAGCGCUGAGGGAUCGAGACGAUGCGAUUGAGAAGAAGAAGGCCAUGGAGACGGAGCUCCUACGUUGCAAGUCGGAGAUGAUGCUGCUCAACAACCAGCUGCUGGAGGCAGCACAGAAACGCUUGGAGUUGUCCCUGGAGUUGGAAGCCUGGAAGGAGGACAUGCAACUUUUGCUUCAGCAGCAGCUCCAUCUGCAGCAGCAGCUGGAACAAAACUCCAAGAAAACUUCUCGCAUGGGCAUACUGAGAAGGAACAAGGCGCCCGUGCAGCGUCCCGCCAACUUCCCGGUAGCUCCCGGGCCCGCCUCACCCGAUUCGCCCACUCCACAGAGUCCUACCCAGGGCUUUAUCGGCCGGCCACAGUUGUCGCCCGGCCGCCAGACGUCCACCUGGAGGUGGAGGAGGAACACCGGGGGGCAACCUACAACCGAGGCCCCUCAGCUCAGGGUCGAUGACGGCUUCCAGGUGGUUUCACUCAACUGAUGUGCGACGACCACGUUUAGGAAGAAAUCAUUUAAAUAACUGGCUUUUAUUAACGAGGGCUAAUCAUCGGCACAUGAACAUUAUUAUGUAUACAACAUGAGAAGGACAAUGUUACAUCAGGGUAAAUAUAUUAUGGAUUUCUUUGAUUUAAAACUUUGAUUGUAAAUAAAGCCACAACAUUUACUCACCUUUCAUAUUUAUACUAUAUAGACUACUAAUAUGUUUACAUGGAGAGUAUAUAUUUGUAUGUCAGUUCGAUGAAUUUGCUUUUAACUCACUAACUCAAUGCCCGCUUUUUAAAGCCAGACAAGUGCUACAUCACAGAUGCUACAGAGAGGAAUAAUUGACUUCCUUCCCGAAAAUAAUGUGGAUGUAAAAGUUGCGGAAAGUCCUAUCGGGAAAAAAAAUGCAUCAUACAUCACUUCAUGAAUACUAAACAACAGAUAGCACAACCCUCAAAGAGCAUAAGCAACUUGUAUAUACAGUAUUAGUAUCUAUAAAUACGGCAGUGUGGUAGUUGCAGUGUUCCAACGUUCUCUCAGUGCAAUCCUAUACUGCAGGUUUUUCACUGCUAAUUGUACCUGUAAAUCCUUAUAUGGCCUUCAUGUCUUCAGUGUAGUACAUUACAACACAAAAUGCCGGGUAGCAGCACUGAGCUUGAUGCAUCCAAAGUAAAUGCCGGAAGUGUUGAGUGCUGGGUCUUCUCUGUUAACGUUAAAGUGAGAGAGUAAUUGUACGAGACCAUUUAUGUUUAUAUUCCUGUAUUAGCCAUUUUGAGUUCAUAAUGGUAUUGACAGGCUGAUUAAUAGGGGGCCUGUCUCCGUCAAAGCUGACCAAGUGGAAACAAGAGUUUUUUACGUUGAAAAUGCUUGUGUAUAAAUGUGUAAAUGCCUCAAUUCUUUAAAGAUAUGGACAUAAAAAAGUAGAUUCUUGGGCCUUGUCCACACGUAGCAAGGUAUUUGGCAGAAAGAAGAUAUUUUUCUACUGUUUGACCUAUAAUCCACACGCGCAUGCAGAUUUAAACCAGGGUUCUUAAAAACGACGGGGAAGGUGAAGAUUUGCGAAUUCUGCGUUUGUGGUUCCAUCAUGUGGACACUUGCCACGUUUACAUGGAGCCAAAUAUUCCAAUUACAAUCGGAAUAUUUGUUCAAACCGAAUAAAUGUGUUCCAUAUGAACACCUCAUUCGGAAUGAACAGGCCCAAACCGAAUGGAAUUUCAUUCCGAUUCACGGGGUGGAAUAUUCCUUUUCCCAAACCGAUUAGAAGUAAAAUUAUAUCAUGUAAACAGGGAAGCGGAAUGGUGUCUGGUUGCGUUCUUUCUGCACAUGCUCCGUACUGACAUGGUGACGUCACUCUGUGACGUAAGUAACGUCACUUGCAACAUGGCUUCCAAGCACAGCGCACCAAAUUGGAGUCCGGCGGAAAGAUUGUAUUUAAUUCAAACUUUAAAAGAAUUGAAUAUAAUUGCUCGCUUUGACGGGCGUAAAACGAGGAACAGUGAACUAUUUAAAAAAGUUCACGAGAGGUUACACGAAGCCGGAAUAGACCGGAGCGUUGACCAGAUUAGAAACCGGUGGAAAACCGGCUACUACAAGGCAAAAGAGCAAAACAGCAGAAGCGGAUACGACCCCACAAACACAACAAGUGGGUUAAAGUUAAAAAAGCAGCACUCCGACGAUCGAGCUCCAUGUUUUGCAAUGUGACGCUUUGUUUUGAUUAAUCUGCGCAUGUCAGACGGCAGUUGUCAAACGUCCUUUCGGAAUAAAGGCAGACACAUGUAAACGCUUGAUCGGAAUAGAUGAAGUGACAUGUAAACAGCUGAUCUGAAAUUCCCAUUCGGAAUGAUUUGAAUCGGUAUGAAUAAAAGUCAGCAUGUAAACGUGGCUACUGAUAACCGAAGAUUUACGUCACUGGCCGCGACAAAUUUUGUCCUCACGUCACAAAUGAGACCAAUUUUUACAUUUGGAGUAUAUUGAAUAGGCGCUUUUUUGCUUCCAUUUAUUUUACAAACUUGCUGUGCUUCUUAUUGAAUAAUGGGUAUUUUGGACAAUUAUUUUAUUGUUUUGAAUGUACUUAAAAAUGAAUGAAAGCGCUUGGCUGUGGAAGUUUUUUUUCUUUUUUUUUUUCUACACAAACGUGCAGGUGUGGACACAAUUAUUUUUCCCCGACGUAUUAGGGCAGAAUCCUCGUUUUUUUUUUUAAAAAAAAACCUGCUACGUGUGGACAAGGCCUCGGUUAAAACAAACAAAAAAAAAAGGUCAGGUAGCAUUUAUUUUACAUAAAUAUGUCGAAUGUGAUGCUCGUCUUUGAGUCACUGUGGCGCCACCUUACUACAACAAAGAGCUUUGUACGUUGAAAUUCUUUUGAAUAAAAACUUAAUCCCUGAAUUCUUUAUAGAAAUUGACUUAAAACAGUCUCGAUUCUUGGUUAAAAGCAAAAUAAAAACAAACAAAAAAACGGGCAGUAUACCCGUAGUAGUGGCCCGAAUAUAAGACGGCCAUGAUUAUAAGACGACCCCCUCUUUUUCAAGACUCAAGUUUGAAAAAAGACUUUUUGAACACCAAAUUAAUUUUUAUACAGAAAAUUACAGUACAUCUGAAACAAAUGAUUAUAACAAUAUAUUUGAGAGAAAAAGCAUGUUGUUUUGCCUCAUUCAAAUCUUAAUAUCUGAACAUUUAAAUAUGUAAACUAAAGUGCAAUCACAUUCGUAAAUGAACGGCUUCUGGUUUUUGAAAUGUAAAUAAACCAAUCUAUUGUGAUAAAACAACAAAAAUGCAAACUGGUUAAACUAGUAGCUGAGAUCUGUCAUGACAGAACAUCGCUUCAAUGAUAUCUGGCGCCAUCUAGCGUCGUGAAUGGGGAGAGUAGCUGAGAUCUGUCAUAACAGAACAUCGCUUCAAUGAUAUCUGGCAUCAUCUAGCGUCGUGAAUGGGUAUAAUGUCUAGACCGCGAAUAUAAAACGACCCCCUCUUUUUCAAUCUUAUUUCAAUGCAAAAAAACACCGUCUUAUAUUCGGGCCAAUACGGUAAUUUAUUUUACGUAAAUAUGUCUAAUGUGCUGCUCGUCUUCAAGUCACUGUGGCGCCGCCUUACCACAACAAAGAGCUUUUUACGUUGAAAUUCUUGUGAAUAAAUGCUUUAAUCCCUGAAUUCUUUAUAGAAAUGGACGUAAAACCGUCUCAAUUCUUGGUUAAAAGCAAAAAAACCGGGCAGUAUAAUUUAUUUUACAUAAAUAUGUCGAAUGUGCUGCUCGUCUUUAAGUGACUGUGGCGCUGCUUACCACAACAAAGAGCUUUUUACUUUGAAAUUCUUGUGAAUAAAUGCUUAAAUCCCUGAAUUCUUUAU
This is a messenger RNA of Corythoichthys intestinalis (scribbled pipefish), 4752 nucleotides long. It is a transcript of the gene bicdl2l, whose product is annotated as bicaudal-D-related protein 2-like. Lineage: Eukaryota; Metazoa; Chordata; Actinopteri; Syngnathiformes; Syngnathidae. The coding region runs from base 128 to 1408 and encodes 426 amino acids. The transcript has 6 exons. The record is from RefSeq and is a predicted model, not a curated record. Gene Ontology annotation, biological process: vesicle transport along microtubule; Golgi to secretory granule transport.